This is a messenger RNA of Halichondria panicea, 2088 nucleotides long. RefSeq names its product glutamate--cysteine ligase catalytic subunit-like. Gene Ontology annotation, biological process: glutathione biosynthetic process. Gene Ontology annotation, cellular component: glutamate-cysteine ligase complex. The record is from RefSeq and is a predicted model, not a curated record. The transcript has 13 exons. The coding region runs from base 1 to 1917 and encodes 638 amino acids. Gene Ontology annotation, molecular function: glutamate-cysteine ligase activity. Lineage: Eukaryota; Metazoa; Porifera; Demospongiae; Suberitida; Halichondriidae.
AUGGGACUCUUGUCAGAAGGGAGGCCGCUCUCUUGGCCAGAGACAAAGAAGAAUGCACACAUAGUUCACAAGGUUGGGAUUCAACAGUUCCUGUCGCUCUAUCACAAGCAUAAAGACAGGAAGGACACUCUCAAAUGGGGAGAUGAGGUGGAGUACACGCUCCUAAAGUUUGAUGACAAGACUGAGAGGGUUCAGUUGAGCUUAAUGGGCCCCCAUAUUUUAAACACUCUACAAGUGCCAGAAAACAGUGACCCUGUUCACCACCAGAGCAAAUGGAGGCCAGAGUAUGCCAGCUUCAUGAUCGAAGGUACUCCUGGUGCCACUCCAUAUGGCGGUUGCUACCUUCACUUUAACAUAGUGGAAUCAAAUUUGAAACUAAGACGUCAGCAGCUGGCUGAGAUGCUUGAGGGCACAGGCACUGAAGCAAUGAGCCUGACCGGCUUUGCUCGUUUUGGCUGUCCAGGGUUCACGACCCCUGAGCAUGACCCUAAAGAGGACAACGCUGCCUCUCUCUCUUUAUUCUUUCCUGACAGUGCCAUUUGGUCAGGGCAUCCAAGAUACAGAACUCUAACACGAAACAUCCGAGAGAGGAGGGGUGACAAUCCUGCCAUCAAUGUUCCAGUGUUCAAGGACAAGCACACCCCCUCUCCAUUUGUAGAGGAGUUCCCCACUGAUGUCAGGGGCACUGCUGCCAGGGGAGCCCUGCCGGAUCAUAUCUACAUGGAUUGUAUGGGUUUUGGAAUGGGGUUGUCAUGUUUACAGGUCACAUUCCAAGCCUGUGAUGUUGAUGAAGGCAGACACCUCUACGAUCAAUUGUCAGUCAUCUGUCCAAUUCUAGCCUCCCUGGCAGCUUCGUCUUGUAUCUAUCGUGGGAUGCUGUCAGACUUGGAUAGUCGCAUGAAUAUCAUCGAGGCAUCUGUAGAUGACAGGACAGAAGAGGAGAGAGGAUUAAAGCCAUUGAAGGAAGACCGUUAUGUAAUUCCCAAAUCACGCUACUCUUCCAUCGACUGUUAUCUAGCCAACAAAGACUACAACGAUAAAGAAGUUGUCUACAACAAGGAGGCCUUUGAAACACUCAAAAAAGGCGGUGUGGAUGAUUUGCUUGCACAGCACAUUGCUCAUUUGUUCGUAAGAGAUCCUAUCUCCUUAUUUGCUGAGAAGCUCAAGCAAAGCUCUGACAGUGAGACGGAUCACUUUGAGAACAUUCAGUCGACCAACUGGCAGUCAAUGAGAUUCAAGCCUCCCCCGUCCCACGACUCUCCCAUCGGAUGGAGGGUGGAGUUCAGACCACUCGAUCUCUCCCUGACUGACAUUGAGAAUGCGGCAUUCGUUGUGUUUGUGGUUCUUGUGUCAAGAGCCAUUCUCUCGUUCCAACUCAACUUCUAUAUCCCAAUGUCCAAGGCUGAGGAGAACAUGCGGCGAUCUCAGCUCAGAGAUGCUGUCAACUCUCAAAAGUUCUACUUCCGUAAGAGUGUGGUCCCAGAAGACGAGGAAGAGGCCAAAGACCACCCUCCACAGUCACAUGAUCAUGAGUACACUGAGAUGAGCAUUAACACUAUCAUCAAUGGAAAGGAUGAAUUUCCCGGGCUCAUUCCCCUGGUGAGAAUGUACGUCAACAGUGUGGAGAUGGAUGUGGACACUCGCUGCACUGUGCUCAACUACCUCAGAUUCAUAUCAAAGAAAGCAUCAGGAGAGCUGAUGACGACAGCUAGCUGGACCCGCAAGUUUGUCUCCUCCCACCCCGACUACAAGCAAGACUCUGUGGUUAGUGAGAAGAUCACGUAUGAUCUGUACAAGGAGAUGAAGAUGAUCUCUAAUGGAGAGAAGCCAUGUCCGGAGGUCACUGGGAACCUAGUCUCCAAAUCUCCUGACAAGUACAAAGUACUGGACUGUCCUCCUCCCAAAGCAGAAAAAUGAUUCAAUUUCCGUUAGCAAAACUUUUUUUAAGUACUGGACCGAAGCAGUAAACAUUAAUACAUACAUGUAAUUGAUGUUACUAUUAGCAAAGAAAGACUUGUCAUGAUAAUAGCUACUGUGUUCUGUUUAUUGUAAGUCCUUUCUCGUCUUCCAGAAUAGUCUCACAUCUGA